Mya arenaria is the source of this 1592-nucleotide messenger RNA. Its product is annotated as stomatin-like. Bases 171 to 1133 code for a protein of 320 amino acids. The transcript is spliced from 9 exons. The record is from RefSeq and is a predicted model, not a curated record. Gene Ontology annotation, cellular component: plasma membrane. Lineage: Eukaryota; Metazoa; Mollusca; Bivalvia; Myida; Myidae.
CGGAAGGAUUCAGAUCUAUUUCAAAAUACACUGAUGUAUACACACACUCGAUGUUAACGAAUGUUGCAAUCAGUGUUUACAUGUACUGCUGUAUUAUACCAUACAAGUGACAUAUAUGUGACUAUUGUUUAACUGGAUAUUAAUUGCCUGUGGUUAUAAAGUUUGUGGAGAUGCAUAAAACGUCUUCGAGAAUACAGCACAAACCCCUCAACGACAUCGAGGGAUUUGACGAGUCGACACAUUAUGGAGUAUGUGGCUACGUCCUCGUGGCAAUGGCCAGCCUCAUUCUGAUUCUUUUCUUCCCGUUCUCUCUCAUAUGGAGUCUCAAGGUGGUACAGGAGUACGAACGUGCGGUGAUUUUCCGGCUAGGUCGCAUAAAGGGACGAAGAGCACAGGGACCAGGCCUGUUUUUCCUGAUGCCUUGUGUGGACACCUUCAUCAAGGUGGACCUGCGCACAUUUACAUUCAAUAUCCCACCACAGGAGAUUCUGACCAGAGACUCAGUGACUGUUGUGGUGGACGCUGUAAUCUACGCACGUAUUUACGAUGCCACCAUGGCAACGGUGAAUAUCAAGGACGCGCGUGGGUCAACGAACCUGCUAGGGGCGACAACUCUCAGAACGAUGCUGGGAACUGUCGGCCUCUCGGAAAUUUUGUCGGACAGAGAUAGAAUUGAUAGGGACAUGCAGAACACAUUAGACAAUGCAACACAUUACUGGGGAGUCAAAGUGGAGAGGGUUGAAAUCAAGGACGUACGGCUACCUAUUCAGAUGCAGCGCGCCAUGGCGGCGGAAGCUGAAGCCGGCAGGAUGGCCAGGGCAAAGGUGAUAUCCGCGGAAGGCGAGAUGAAGGCGGCCCGGAGUAUCAAGCAGGCCGCGGAUGUCCUCCAGGAAUCACCGGCAUCAAUUCAGCUCAGAUAUUUACAGACCCUUCACAGCAUAUCCGAAGAGCAGAACCACACAAUUGUUUUCCCUUUACCGGCGAGUUUAUUCCAAAACGCCCAGACUGCCUUACCGAGACUACUCGGAGCCGGGAUGCAGGAACAAAAGAUUGUCCAGGGAACCAAGGGUACCGAAAGUGCUGAACAACCGCUGGUGACGGUGAUGGACACUGAAGUUAACACCCCGUUUUAAUUCAAUAUUGCUUGUUUUUGAAGUUUCUCCGCCGGAUGCUUGCAAUACUUAUUUGUGCAGCUUUGCUUACGUGUAGCGAUCCACCGACCGGAUACACAUGGAAUAACGAUUGUAUUAAAGAACAACAGAUUUAUUUGUAUUGAACAUAUGUAUCAACUUAAAGUACAAAUACUUAAUGAUGUUAAAUGAAUCUUUAUAAACAUAUGUGUUUGAUGUAUACCACCCCGAUGGUAGAAUUUUCUUGAUAAUUAUUUGGGAAGAACGCUUAAAAAAAGAACUUGUCCCUUUAUGGAAAUUAUGUCAUACUGGUUUUCAAACGUUGUUUUUUCAAAUUUCAUUUAUGUAAAGGGACUGUUUAUCAUAGCCAUAAUAUAUAAAGGUGUCUAACUUUUGUAUGCAUGAUUUUAAAUUCUAGAAAUAAAUGAUAUUAUUGUUUUUGCGAAUAAAUUUUAGAAUAAU